Messenger RNA from Ambispora gerdemannii, 336 nucleotides. The record is from the annotation of a GenBank genome assembly. NCBI's taxonomy places the organism in Eukaryota, Fungi, Glomeromycota, Glomeromycetes, Archaeosporales, Ambisporaceae.
AUGACUAGUGACUCCAAAGAAUUCUACCCUGGUUAUUUGGAACUUGUGCGUUACUUAAAUGAGAAUGAAACAUAUUCCUAUUCUGAAUUUCUUGAUACUAUCCUCACAUCAGUACGUUCUUCAGACGAAUGGUUUGCUCUUGACAACACCUGGACCCGUAGAUUUUUGUUCAAAGCAAAAGAGCUAAAACCAACCAAUUUUACAACUUUGGAAAGUAUAAGUAUGAGUAUACGCUUAUUUCCAUCAAAAGUAAAAAGAUUCAACCCAAGAAAAGAAUCGCAAAUAGUGGUGGCUGGAAUGAAAGCUAAUGCUCCUAGUCUGAAUGAAAACAGAUAG